Messenger RNA from Lampris incognitus (smalleye Pacific opah), 1393 nucleotides. RefSeq names its product prefoldin subunit 4 (gene pfdn4). NCBI's taxonomy places the organism in Eukaryota, Metazoa, Chordata, Actinopteri, Lampriformes, Lampridae. The transcript is spliced from 4 exons. Gene Ontology annotation, biological process: protein folding. The record is from RefSeq and is a predicted model, not a curated record. Gene Ontology annotation, cellular component: prefoldin complex; cytoplasm. The coding region runs from base 7 to 411 and encodes 134 amino acids.
GAAGGCAUGAUGGCGGCCACCAUGAAGGGAACUGUUGCAGUUGAAGAUGUCAAUGUCACUUUCGAAGACCAGCAGAAAAUCAACAAAUUUGCAAGGAGUACAAAUCGAAUGACUGAACUCAGAGAAGAGAUAGAAGCUAAAAAAAAAUCCCUGCAGAACAUCCAGGAUUCAAGUGAUGACCUCAUGAUGAUUGAUGAUGACUCCUUAAUGAUCCCCUAUCAAGUUGGUGAAGUAUUUAUCAGCCACACCCAGGAAGAAACACAAGAGAUGCUGGAAGCUGCUAAGGAAGCACUGGAGCACGAGAUCAGGGACCUUGAAGAAAAAGUGUCAGCGAUACAGCAAGUGUUAAGCGAUCUUAAGGUCCAACUUUAUGCCAAGUUUGGCAACAACAUCAACCUGGAGGCGGAUUAAAGCUGAGUGGUGAAAUGGACACUGACAGCUGUAACAGCAUGGAUUUUCUCAUGCAACUCGUGUAUCAAAAUACAGUCUGCCAAAACUUACCCAUCAAGCAAGCCUUUAUCGACAGAUUAGACUCGCUCAAUCUGGCAUGUGAUGUUAUUGACGUUUGUUUACAAAAAAUGUGUUUUGAGCUUUGUUUUUGGCACAAAAAAUGACAGAAAGUACGAGGGUUUGGAGAUUGAAUAAAUAAAUGCACAUUAUAUCCUAUUACAGUUUGCUGUUCACUUAAUGUUUUACAUAUGUGAAACAGUAAAACUUUUUUGUGACCUUCAUGAUAACCCUUCUGUGCAAGAACCAUAAUUAUAUUUGUUAAGCACUGACUUUGUGACUGCGCUAUUAUUGCAAAGACAAGGAUGAAGUCAAAACCAGUGACAGCUUAAUGCCAUUAUGCCAAUGACAACAUAACCAUUAUAACAGUUUUGAAGGAGUAACAGUUUACACGUUUUACUCGGCUGCCUGUUUUCUUUGGGCAUUUUAUACAAUGUUGUCAGACAGGUUGGUUUACUCAUCAGUUGGAUAUUUUCACUUCGUGAUAACUUUAAUUAUGUUGCAUUAAGAAACGGGUGAGAUCCAAAUCAACUUUCCUAUGUGGAGAAUUCUAUAUCUGAAACUCAAGGGAUUAUUGUCUGAUUAGGAGAAUGCCAUCCAAAUAUACAUUUACAAUAGGACACUAUUUUUGUUUCACUUAACUACAUAUCAUGAGGACUUCAGAUGUACAAGAUUAGCCAGAAUUUAAGGUGAGAGAAGUGAGGGCAGUAUCCAGUGAGUUUGAAAUGCAAUGGUAUUCUUUGAUGAUCUAUUAGUGGUGAAGAAAUUUCCUACACAAUAGUGUUACAUGUUUUGAAAACGAAACUUGUUAAGUUUGGCUGUGUUGAAAUGAGUAUGUAACGGUCAGUCUUGUAACCUGAGAAUAAAACAAGAUUUAGGUUAGAUA